CUACGUUUUUUAUUGGAUUGUGAUGUUCACAGACAAUAUGAUAGAAUUUUAGCUAGGAAUUUGACUUUCUGAAGAAAAAGCCAAUCUGGGCUCUUUACUUCUUUGAUGGGUUGCCACAAUUAUUUUUUAUUUAUUUAUGAUUCAUUUUGUCUCCCCUGUUUUCAUCAUGCCUCUUAUACUGAUGCUUUGAUUUACUUUUCUUAUAAUCUGUUAGUUUUAGCAGCAUAAUUAUUUAAGUUUGAUAAUUGCAUUCCAUUUUAUUAUUUAUUCUUUUGAUUCAAAUGGUAUUGUUUGAAUGUGGCUUCUGUGUGAAUGGAAUAUUUUCAUUCAAUUUUAGUUGUUGUGGUUAUCAUUGGGUAAGCUUAAAUGUUAAUUGAUUCUUAUUCUUGUUUGACUUAUUUCAAUAAUUUUUGAAAUUUGUUAUUGGACUCCGAUGCACUUGCUAUAUUUUCUCUUGGUUUAUCAUUUUGGGCCUUUGUGAUUGCAGAAAAUAAUUCAGUUUCAUGAUACAAAGUAAUCAAGAAGUCUUUUCUGGGAAAGAAAAAAAAAAUCUCCCUGAGGGAACAUAAUGGGACGAAACUGACAGAAGAUUCACUUCACUCAUAUGCUUUCUAUUUCUUCUGUCUUACUGCAAGCAUUUAUUAUCAGAGAAAAAAGUGAAGAACCUUCUAAUUUGUAAUCCAGUCUCUCUUUUCCAACUGCUUAAGCACUCCGAUGCCUAGUGGUAAAACUCAGUCAUUCAGAGUUUUUGUGGCCACAUGGAAUGUGGGAGGAAAAUCCCCUCACAAUGGACUCAAUUUGGAUGAGUUUCUUCAGAUCCAGAAUCCAUCAGAUAUAUACGUUUUAGGUUUUCAGGAAAUUGUGCCAUUAAAUGCUGGAAAUGUGCUUGUUGUAGAAGACAAUGAACCUGCUGCAAGAUGGCUAGCUUUAAUUGAUGAAUCACUAAAUAGAUCAUGUAGCAUGGCUUUGAGAGGAUCAAAAUCCUUGGCCCCCCUUGGCAGCUCACUUCUGUUCCAAAAGCCUUCUCUUAAAAGAAUCUGUAAGAACUUGAGGACUGAGAGCGGAAGGAGGAUGAAGACUUGCAAUUGCAGUCAUGUAUUGGAAAGGAAGUAUAGCAAGGAUUUCUGUUUGUGGUGCCAACCGACAAAUUUAAGCGAGGAUGAAUUUUCCAUAGAGAUUGAAGAUGAUGGAAUUGACAACUAUGUAUCUUCAGAAAUUUCCACUCCCAUUACCGUCAACCAGCUGAAGUACAGCCUUGUAGUGGGUAAACAAAUGGUUGGAAUUUUUGUUACUGUUUGGGUAAGAAAGGAGCUUGCUAAAUAUGUUAGCCACUUACGGAUCUGUUGCACUGGUCGUGGUAUCAUGGGCUGCCUUGGAAACAAGGGAUGUAUAUCUGUUAGCAUGUCUCUCCAUCAGACAAGCUUCUGCUUUGUGUGCAGUCACUUGGCAUCAGGAGAGAAAGAGGGAGAUGAACUCCGGAGAAAUUCGGAUGUGAUAGAGAUACUUAAAAAUACACAAUUUCAGAGGAUCUGCAGAUCACCUUAUAGUCGGGUGCCUGAGAAAAUUAUUGAACAUGACCGUGUCAUUUGGUUAGGGGACUUGAAUUACAGAAUAUCUUUGGGCUACUCUGAAACCCGAAAGCUUCUGGAGCGUAAUGACUGGAAUGCACUAUUUGGCAAAGAUCAGCUUAAAAUUGAGAGAGAAGCUGGGCGUGUUUUCAAGGAUUGGAAAGAGGGGAAAAUCUACUUUGCACCUACUUAUAAAUACUCCUACAACUCAGACAGUUAUGCUGGGGAGACCACAGAAUCUAAAAACAAAAGAAGAACUCCAGCUUGGUGUGAUAGGAUACUGUGGCAUGGGAGUGGGAUACGACAACUUUCAUAUGUACGGCGGGAAUCUCAGUUUUCUGACCACCGGCCUGUUUGUGCAACAUUUUUGGUGGAUGUAUAUGUUACUGAAGAUGGAUCAAAGAAUGGAUCAUCAAGCUUUAAAAUGAAAGUUGCAAAUGAAGAGCACUUACAUAUAACUAGAAAUAAAUACAAGUGACAUUAGAUUCAUUGGCAGAGUUUCAUGAUUACUUUGGUUACAUAGGAUAUGGUAAGUUACAAGAAGGAUUUUGGUUAAUACGGUGGUAAAUCUGUGGAUCAGGUACCAUGAUCAGAAGCUGUUUGCCCUUUACUAUUAAUAUAAUGGUAAAUCUGUGGAUCAAUUAUUAGAAGCUUAUUUUGCCAAUAAUUUAUUGCACUCAUCUUCUGACAUGUGCUAAAUGGAGAUCAACUCAGGUGUUCUCCUCACUUAUUUUACCAAAUAAAGUUUGCGGGAAGCUAAUGGCUGGUCAAGUCAAUUGUACUAUAUGACAAUAUGAAGGUAUGUCAAGAAACGACGAUAUUUCGUGGGAUUUUAAUUGUUCCCAAGAGAGUCUUAGAUGUCUUUGAACGUUGCCUGAUUUUGUUUCUGUAAGUCAAGUUUCUUAAUAAACCUCAAACAACUAUAUGAGAUCAAAUAGAGCCAAAUUUUGCACGCAUAUGAGUAUGCAACUUUUAUGGUAACAAUUGUAGGUUUAGGCUGAACCAAACAAGCUCCCAAAUUAGAAGAGUGGUGUCGGGGAAAGAAGAAGAGUGGUGGUCGUGGAGAUCAAAGGAGUUUGUCAUGCAGUUUGCUUCUUGUGUAUUGUAGUUUAUAAUGAGUAUUGUUAGGUAGAUAAGACAUAUUCUCUUUCCGAGUCAGAUUGAAUAUAUAUAGACUCAAUUACAUCUAUUGGAUUAUAACGUUGAUGCUUAUAAUGAAUUGAAUAUUCCCUCUUAA
Hevea brasiliensis (rubber tree) is the source of this 2805-nucleotide messenger RNA. RefSeq names its product type I inositol polyphosphate 5-phosphatase 10. The coding region runs from base 715 to 2046 and encodes 443 amino acids. Gene Ontology annotation, molecular function: phosphatidylinositol-3,4,5-trisphosphate 5-phosphatase activity; inositol-polyphosphate 5-phosphatase activity; phosphatidylinositol-4,5-bisphosphate 5-phosphatase activity. The transcript is spliced from 10 exons. Gene Ontology annotation, biological process: phosphatidylinositol dephosphorylation. NCBI's taxonomy places the organism in Eukaryota, Viridiplantae, Streptophyta, Magnoliopsida, Malpighiales, Euphorbiaceae. The record is from RefSeq and is a predicted model, not a curated record.